Petromyzon marinus (sea lamprey) is the source of this 2380-nucleotide messenger RNA. Its product is annotated as olfactomedin-4-like. Lineage: Eukaryota; Metazoa; Chordata; Hyperoartia; Petromyzontiformes; Petromyzontidae. Gene Ontology annotation, biological process: signal transduction. The record is from RefSeq and is a predicted model, not a curated record.
GACUCGGUAAUAAAUUGUCUCGUUCCACCGAGAGAGAGAGAGAGGCUCCUCGUUUUGUUAAGUCGCGGUGCAGUUUGUGGCAAAUAUUCUCAAUACCCGUUUGAGUUCGAACUCUGCUUGCAGGCGUGUGUGUGUGUGUGGUUAGUGCCGUGCUGUCCAGAGACUUCAGAACGAUGUUCACCAUGGGAAAAUGUAUCCUGGUCUUAUGCCUCAUUUGGAUGGUGCUAUUGAAGGUUGAGGCAUCAGGGACCCCACGUGUGAAUGCAUCCCAAGCGCAGAACGGGAUGUGUCAAUGCACGGUCCUCGUGGCUGACUCCGUCUUUCCAGCCGAUCGAGUCGAGUCUCUGCAAGAUACUUCACGAACUCUGGCUUUACGCGUGGAGGCGCAGGCUCAGAAGCUGCAGCACAUGGAGGCGACCGUGUCGCUGUACGCGGUGAGACUCGCCAACUUGACCCGGAGGCUCGAGAGCUCCUUCCUCGGCGACGUCUCCAUCACGGAGCUCGACUUUGAGCUGCUGCGGGCCGAGGUGAAGGAGAUGGAGUUGCUCAUCCUGGAGCUCAAGUCGACGAUGGCCGUCAGCAAUCCCGUCCUGGAGACCCUCCUGGCAGAGGUGGGCAACGCGAGCGCGACGGUGAACGCGCUUGAACGCUUCGACAAGAACAGCGUCCUGGAGGUCCGACGGCAGGUCGCGGGGCUGCGGAGACGUCUGCAAGAGUGCCAGUCUCAGAAUCACAGCUCCACGCCUCGUCCGCUCCCACAUUGGAGCUGCGAGCGUGGCGAUCUCGUCGGCGUCGGCCAGCCGCUGCUGCACCAGCUCAACUGGCGCGGUUUCCCCUACAAAUACGGCGCCUGGGGCAAAGACGGUGACCCUCCUGCCGGCAAAGAGGAGUCCUACUGGGUGGCACCGCUCAACACGGACGGUCGUCUCAUGGAGGUCCUGCGAAGCCACAAAAACUACAACGACCUCCUGACAUUUCGCGCCGCGGUCGACAAAAACCUUUUCACAACGGACUCCCGGGGAAACAAGAUCUACACCAACACGCCGCAGGGCGCGGGGAUGGUUGUGUACCGCAACCACCUCUACUUCAAUUGCUACAACACGCGGGACGUGUGCAAGGUGAACUUGGACACCAAUGCCGUGUCCCGUAAGCCCCUUGCCGAGGCCGUGUUCAACAACCGCUUCUCCUACUCCUCCAGCACCUGGCAAGACUUUGAUUUUGCCGUCGACGAGAAUGGGCUCUGGUUAAUCUUCUCCACCGAGGCAAGCGGUGGGAACGCGGUGUUGGGCAGGGUCAACGAAACCGACCUCUCGGUGGGAGACGUCGUCAAGACGAAUUUGUACAAGCCAGGCGCGAGCAACGCGUUCAUGGCAUGCGGGAAGCUCUACGCCACUCGUACGGUCAGCACGAGCAAGGAAGAGGUCUUUUACGUGUUCGACACGAGCACGGGUCGCGAGACGGUGAUGGAAAAGCCGAUAGUGAUGGACAAAAUGGUGGAAGCAGUCCAAAGUUUGAGCUACAAUCCAAUCGACAACAAGCUGUACAUGUACAAUGAUGGCUAUCUCGUCACCUACGAUUUAGUUUUCAAGCAGUAAUAGCCAUGAGCCGGGAUAAGAAUGUUCAGAUAUAAGUGUGUGCUGAAUUUUGAUUUAAAGCUUUCGUAACUGCAGUAAUUCAUAUUCUUAGUUCUUUUGGUAAAGUAACGUUGAAGGGAAACAACAAAAUAAUAAAAUAUAUAAAACAAUAAAAAUUCUCACGACGUUUCGACCAUAACACAAACGGUCGUCUUCAGGUGUGUUGGUUAACCAACCAAUAUAUAUUUUAUUCUUUUGUUGUUUCUCUUCAACGUGACUUUACCGAAAGAACUAAGAAUAUGUGUGCUGAAUGUUUUUUUGACAACAAGUUCUUUCUUGCUCCUUUCGAUAGUGUUUUUGUUACUCUUACUUGCAUUAUUAUGAUUAUCCAAGAGAUCUGCCUAGACACCGAGAUGCGGAGCGCCACUCAUGAGCAUGGCAGCUUUCCUCCGAGCCGGGUGGUGGGGCGCGGGGGGGGGGGGGUGCGGCACGCCAUGGGCUACGUACGGUGUGAAAGAAGUUCAACGUACGCGCGUACGCAUGGACAACAAACACGAACCGCACGUGACGAGGAUGGGAUCGAUGCGGGCCCGCAUCGAUCGCACGCCGCCCAACAGCUGUCACGACGGGAAGGUGGCCGACGUUUCCCACCAGCCGUAACCCAGCGGGGAAACGGGCGCGUGAGGACGCGCGAUUCGAGCAUUCUUCAGCGGCUACUACAGAAUCUUCAUGGCCAUAAAGCACCGCAGCGUAGCAAUUGAUAACAUUGAACGCAUCAAUAAAUACACGCCUGAAAGUCAAAACAU